This is a messenger RNA of Coffea eugenioides, 2113 nucleotides long. RefSeq lists its product as uncharacterized. The transcript is spliced from 8 exons. Gene Ontology annotation, molecular function: kinase activity; ATP binding. NCBI's taxonomy places the organism in Eukaryota, Viridiplantae, Streptophyta, Magnoliopsida, Gentianales, Rubiaceae. Bases 43 to 1632 code for a protein of 529 amino acids. The record is from RefSeq and is a predicted model, not a curated record.
CAAAAUCAUGUUUGUAAACUGUGAUCCCGAUCAUGAUUCCAUAUGAGCUGUCUCUCAGAUCUUAGUGGGAUCAGUUCCAAACCCACAUAUGCUCAGAUCCUUAUAGCCUCUUCGGUUGGAUUAAUGGUCGCUGCUGCGAUGCAUUAUCGGCUGAAGAAAAUACGUGACAACAGGAUCAUACCGAAGAUGAGAAUUCCAGAAUCCGGGCAAGUCGUUAAGCUCGAGAAAUUCUCAUAUUACGUAGCUAGACAAAUGGGAUUUGCAGAUAGAAGGCAGUGUCCGACCCUGUGCAAGUUAGCUUCUGAAUACCUUAGGAAAUCAGAAGGGUGUGAGGAAGAGAUAUAUAACUUCUUUGCCUGCGAGCAAGAGGCCGAUUCGCUCUUCAUAAAGCUGGUGGAAGAGUUUGAGAGGUGCAUUCUCAGUUACUUUGCCUUUCACUGGUCCCAAGCUCCUUACAUGGUCAGCCAGGUACCUAUUAACAGGAACAUCCAUGUUCCUUGCACAAUAAUGUCUCAGGUGCUGAGUACUGAUUCCGAGCCCAAAAAGAAGCUCAAGCACAUUGUGAUGGCAGCCACAAGGGAACAGAGGAUUGAAAGGGUAACCAAGAACUUGAAAGUUGCAAGAGUAUUCACAACAUUGGUGGAGGAGAUGAGAGCCAUUGGACUGGUAUCUACUGAUGAUUCACGGUGCACGGAUGUGAUGGUUCCUAUGGCUCACAAAGACAGAAGUCCGGUCCUCCUCCUUAUGGGGGGCGGGAUGGGGGCUGGGAAAAGUACAGUGCUUAAGGACAUUCUCAAAGAACCAUUCUGGGUGGGGGCAUCAGGAAAUUCUGUUGUAAUAGAAGCAGACGCCUUCAAGGAGUCAGAUGUCAUCUACAAAGCCCUAAGCUCUAGUGGCCAUCAUGACAUGCUUCAUACUGCUGAAUUGGUGCACCAAUCAUCUACUGAUGCAGCAUCAUCCCUCCUAGUAACAGCACUCAAUGAAGGACGAGAUGUGAUAAUGGAUGGCACACUCUCCUGGGUGCCAUUUGUUGUACAAACAAUAACGAUGGCCAGAAAUGUCCAUCGAAGGCGUUACCGCAUGGGAGCAGGUUACAAGGUUGAUAAAGAUGGAGUUGUCACUGAAAAAUACUGGGAACAGAUAGAUGAAGAACAAGAGAGUAAUGGAUCCAAAAAGAGAAGACCAUACAGGAUAGAGUUAGUUGGAGUCGUAUGUGAUGCUUAUUUGGCUGUUGUUAGAGGCAUAAGGAGAGCCAUCAUGUGUAGAAGAGCAGUCAGGGUGCAAUCACAGUUAAGAUCACACAAGAGAUUUGCAAAUGCAUUUACAACGUAUUGCCAGUUCGUAGACAAUGCCAGAUUAUAUUCCACAAAUGCUUUAGAAGGACCAGCCAAGUUGAUAGGAUGGAAAGACAAAGACAAGACCCUAUUGGUAGACCCAGAGGAGAUAGGUAUUUUAAAACUCGUAGGCAGAUUAAAUGAGGAAGCAGACUGCAUCUAUGAUCUCUACAAACGCCCACAUCCAGCUUGUGAAAGAGGGUCAAUUUGGAAAGACAUAGUUUUGUCACCUUCAAGGUUGAACAUACAAAAAGAGCUGAAGUAUUCAAUCCAGAAAAUUGAAAGGUUGAGAGAGUAAGCUAACCUACAACUGUGACUCGUUGAAGUGCUUAAAGUUCAUGAAUCUUGACGUUAAGGUCAACAGGAUUUUGUUUCUGGCUGGCUCUCAAACAAGCAACAAUUAUGUUGGGUAUAAAAUUAUUUAAGCUUGAAUGUAAUUGUACUUUCCCUUUAACGUUCACGGGUCACUUGAGGAGAUGAAAUGUGGAAAUUGGAAAAUCUUCUGAGGCUGCUUGUUAUUAUGAGGAACAAAUCAAAAGCGCAAAAAGCAACUUCUAGCUUUCUUUUAGGUACUCAAUAUGUAUCUCUUGAACAGUUGGGCCAUGGCAGGCAUAGAGCAAUCACUGAUCAUUUGAAGUUUGUCAUAAAAAGCAAAAAGCUUCCAUCCCAGGAUAUGUAUUCUGGCCAAAAACCAACACCAGAAUCAGUGCUAUUGUACUUUAUUCAAAUUGGGAAGAUGGUUCGGCAAAAGGGAGUUGAACAGUCAACCUUUUUUGGCG